GCCCCCGAGCAACACCAACUCCCCCAUCUCCUCCACCCCUUCAACCACACACAAUGGCGUCCAAGGUGGCGCCGUGGGCGUUCAGAUCAGUGGCGAGGGCAGUCCGCACCACUCCCAGACCUCAGUACCGCUCCUUUCACGUGUCGGCCGCCGCACGAAGCGACACCCUCAAUGUUCACCGCAACUCCGAGAAGAACAACCCCUCCGUGCCCUUCGAGUUCAACGCCAUCAACAAGCAGCUCAUCAAGGAGGUGCUCAGCCGCUACCCGAGCCAGUACAAGAAGGCCGCGGUCAUGCCGCUGCUUGACCUGGGCCAGCGGCAGCAUGGCUUCACCAGCAUCAGCGUGAUGAACGAGGUGGCGAGGAUACUGGAGAUGCCGCCCAUGCGGGUGUAUGAGGUGGCCACCUUCUACACCAUGUACAACCGUGAUCCCGUGGGCCGGUUUCAUGUGCAAUGCUGCACAACCACGCCAUGCGCUCUCCGUGGUGCCAACGAGAUCAUGAGGACCAUCGAACAGCAUCUCGGCGUUCACAACGGCGAGACGACGGCGGACGGCAUCUUCACCCUCACCGAGGUUGAGUGCCUCGGCGCGUGCGUGAAUGCGCCGAUGGUCCAGAUCAACGAUGACUACUUUGAAGAUCUCACCCCCGAGACUACCAAGCAGCUUCUAGAUGCAUUGAAGGAUGCGGCGGAGAAGACGGGCGCGGGUGGCAAUGCACCUGGCCUGGUGGGCGACUUUGGCAAGGAUGAGGUGAGCGGCAAGCCGACGGGGCGACAGGUCAAACUGGGCGGACCCGGAUACAGUGGACAGGGGGCGUUUGUGCCGGCGCCAGGGCCAUUGAGCUCGCGGACCUCGUGUGAGAAUUCAAAGGGCCGGACAACGUUGCUGGAAGAGCCGUGGACCGGCGAGAAGGUGUUCCGUACCGACGGUGAGAUCUAGACAUAUAUUCAUGUACAGUGUACCUCCAGACCGACCACUCUUGCGUGACAUGACACGUCUAGAGGGUUCGCAAUUGGUGCAGCCAAGAAUCCGCUGCCUAGUGUUGGAUGGUGUGGAUGAUCCAGCCUCGUCAAUUUCCCCUCAGGCCAAGCUAGUUCGCAGGUGGCUGGAGGUGGAUUACGCAUCGCUCAAAGACACUGUCCAUGCAGGCAACUCGUGGAGAGUAU
Messenger RNA from Neohortaea acidophila, 1168 nucleotides. RefSeq names its product thioredoxin-like [2Fe-2S] ferredoxin-domain-containing protein. Gene Ontology annotation, molecular function: NADH dehydrogenase activity. Bases 54 to 941 code for a protein of 295 amino acids. Lineage: Eukaryota; Fungi; Ascomycota; Dothideomycetes; Mycosphaerellales; Teratosphaeriaceae. The record is from RefSeq and is a predicted model, not a curated record. The transcript has 3 exons.